Messenger RNA from Phyllostomus discolor (pale spear-nosed bat), 1144 nucleotides. RefSeq names its product gamma-glutamylcyclotransferase (gene GGCT). The record is from RefSeq and is a predicted model, not a curated record. Gene Ontology annotation, molecular function: gamma-glutamylcyclotransferase activity. The transcript has 4 exons. Lineage: Eukaryota; Metazoa; Chordata; Mammalia; Chiroptera; Phyllostomidae. The coding region runs from base 143 to 703 and encodes 186 amino acids.
CACACUUCUUGCAGUGCCCCAACGCUGGAGGCGGCGGUGUAGGGACCGCCGAGUUGGUGUCAUCCCCCACUACGCGGCACUCGCUGACCUCUCCUUAAACCCUUGCUGCCGACGCGCAGGCCGAGCAAGCGUCUGACGGGACAUGGCGACCUCUGGCUUCAGGGACCAGCGGGGCCAGGAGGAGGAGAGUUUUCUGUACUUUGCCUACGGCAGCAACCUGCUGACCCAGCGGAUCCACCUCCAAAACCCCUCGGCCAGGUUCUUCCGCGUGGCCCGCCUACAGGAUUUUAAGCUUGACUUUGGCAAUUCCGAAGGCAAAGAAAGUGAAGUUUGGCACGGAGGUAUAGCCACCAUUUUUGAAAGUCCUGGCGAUGAAGUAUGGGGAGUGGUGUGGAAAAUGAACAAAAGCAAUUUAAGUUCUCUGGAUAAGCAAGAAAAAGCAUAUGCCCCAAUAAAAGUUAAUGUUUCCACUCAAGAAGGAGAAGAGAUAAUCUGUCGAACUUAUCAGAUGAGAAACUAUGAGAGUGCUCCUCCUUCACCCCAGUAUAAGAAGGUCAUCUGCAUGGGUGCCAAGGAGAAUGGGCUGCCGCCCGAGUACCGGGAGAAGCUGGAUGCCAUAGAGGCCAACGGCUACCAGGGGCGGGUCUCGGAUGACGUGGAGGACAUUAUCAGAAAGGGGGAAGCAGGACUCACCAGCACCUAAGGGAGCGGACCUGUGGCUGUCUUCUCUACAUGCUCGUUUGAUACAUUUUUAACACGUAGAACAGGGGUCUGGGAUGUCCCUUCGUCUGAUAUAUUUUGAACAAUGCUCUGAAGGGAUGUCUCGCGUGAGCGAUUCAUCGUUUUCAGGCCGUGGGAAGAGGCUUGGGUGGGGGCUGGGCAGUUGCCAGGAGGACCGGGAGGCGCUGGAAUGCAGGAUGAGCGGACGUGGGCACUGCUUCUGAGGACACUUUUCUGGGCUUGACUUGACCUGACGUGUAUUCUUGCUCCAGGACAAAGGAUAGGUUUGCAUCUUCAUGGCGGUGCUAGUGACUUGCUGUGUUCUGGAAUUGUUGUUGGGUUUUGGGUGGGUUUUUUUUUUUGUCACCUUAAGAAGAGCAAGCAAACUGCAGACAGUUGGGAAUAAAACUUUUUAAAUUUAAAA